Messenger RNA from Geodia barretti, 726 nucleotides. The record is from the annotation of a GenBank genome assembly. Lineage: Eukaryota; Metazoa; Porifera; Demospongiae; Tetractinellida; Geodiidae.
AUGGCGACGAAGGACGAAGUACGCAGGGUGCUCCGCUGCGAGCCGGCGCCGCCGGGCGGACGCCCGCUGUUUCUGCCGGCGGUCUACGAGCACAAGGCGUUCUUCCUGGACGACACGCCGUCGCACGUGUCGCGGGACGCCGACCUGCUGGCGCGCGCCGUGCUGGCCGAGUACGCCGCCCUGCAGCCGGAUGCGCUCACCAUCGGGCUGGACGUGUACAACCUGGAGGCGGAGGCGGCCGGCUGCCUGGUCACCUUCUACGAGGGCGACGACACCAGCAUCCCGGGCAUCCGCCCCGGCGACCACGUGGUGAAUCAGUCCACGGACUUCGCGAGCCGCCCGAUCCCCAACCCGCUGCGCGACGGGCGGAUGCCGGUCAACAUCGAGGCGACGCGCCGGGUGGUCGCGGAGCUGGGCGGCGACGUCUGGAUUCGCGGCGCCCUGUCCGGGCCGUUCUCGCUGGCGGUCAGCCUGAUGGGGGCCGAGGAGUUCUUCCUGUGCUGCUGGGACAGUCCCGACGCGUCCAAGCGGCUGCUGGAGUACUGCACCGCCAUCAUCAAGGAGUUCGGCGCCGCCUACGUCGAUGCCGGCGCCGAGGUGAUCCUGUUCGACUCGCAGGCCUCGCCGGACCUGCUGUCCCCGAAGAUGUACCGGGAGUACGUCCUGCCGUUCACGCGUCGAUCGUCGAGCACUUCCAGCAGCUCGGCGUGCGCGACGUGCCGCUGA